GUAUAAUAAUUUGCUCUUUUUCUCUUUGUUUACGUCAGAGUGUGCAGGCCAUUAUCGGGCGUUAGACUACCAAAAUUAUCCGCUUCUCAGUCGCUGUGGACGUGCCUGUAUAUUCGAGCGGCUCUUCACUUCGCUACGCGUUACUGCUUUCCCUUUUAUCGUCUCUAAUGGCCGAACGAACGUGGUGUCCGUCCUUGGGACCGCAACGGGAUAACGGUUCCGUUCUUUUUGGAAACACGUACUUUCCGGCGGAAUCGUAUGGCCAGCUCCUGACCGAGAAAACAUCGGCAAAGCGGAACGCUGCUGUCGCUGCUAACAGCGAUGCUUCUGCUAGAGCUAUUUCGGACUCCCUUGCCUUCUCGUUUCAGCGGCAUUUCCACAGAUUUGAUGCGGCCGUGGUUGCUUCAAAUGCUAACCGCCUUCAUUGGCCUAGUUCGUCAAAGCUGUCGGCAUUGCAGUUCAGCAGCCGUCCAGUGCCGGUUGACGCUGCAGUUUGCCUGAACAUGCGCGAACUGCCAAACCUCCCAACGCUUCCUUCGCAACUUGCUAUUCCAGCCGACAGUAUCACUGAACUCCUUUCCCUGCUUGCCCGUCGAAGCACGAGGAGGCCCAGCGCGAUAGCAGCUGAUGAGCUUACUGGCCUGAUAGGCCUUCCGUCGAUUAACCGCGCAAAUUCGAUGGUUGAGGUUUUCAGCGGCUUGGUGUGCAGCAAGUUGUUUCUCAAGCGCGUACAGCAGCUGACUAUAUGCGACGCAUCCGCCGGCGACGGGCCAAGUGCGCUGGCCGAUUUUGCGCGGAGCGCAUUAAGUCUAGAGGCUCUGUCGUUGGUGAACUGUGUGUUGCAUGACGACAUGGCUGCGUUGAUGGAGGCUCUGAAAGACCAUGAGGUGAAAUACCUCAGUUUGGAGCGUAGUGGCAUCGGUUGCGCUUCCACGGACGCCGAGCGCGAAACCGUUCUCUCGUCGUUGAGCACCUACUUGAAACUGAACAAGUUUCUGACCACGCUGGACUUGUCGUACACAAAUCUGGAUGCGGAUGGCGUGUCAGGCCUGAUGAGUGCGUUGACUGAAUCCGACACCCAGAUGCUGCCGCAGGACAUGAACGAAACCGCUGAUGUCUUCGACCCGUCGGACCUUAGCGAGCGCUUGGAUCGGGCUCAAUUCACGGGUGCAAAAAGGAAGAAUGAUGAAGAGGACUCCGAAGGCGAGGGUGGGGAGGAAGAGGCGGAGGCAGACGGUGACGAUGAUGAAAACCUGUCUCCUUCGCAAGUGUCAAGCGACGAUGCUUCUGAAAAUGACGACGACGCCGACGACAAUUCAGAGGAAGACGAGGAGGAUGAGGACGCGGAGGACGAAGAUGAAGACGAAUACGAAGACGAAGACGAGGAGGAGAACGAGGACAAGGACGAAGGCCAACCGAAUGGAAAUCGCAAAGUCUCUUCGCGGAAAAGCCGAAGGACACUCGCACGCGAGCGACUUCGGGCUGAGCGCCAGCGGCUGAAGCAGCUGCAGCGCCAAAUGAAGCAACUCGUGCAGCUCGAGACUCGCGAGCGUCGCACUCUGAUGGAAGAGUACCUUUUCGCAGCACUUGAAGUCGUCACCGGCAACAGCGUUACCAUUACAAAAUGCUAUGUCGAGGAAAAGCAAAAAGCGAAGGAGUUGUACUGCUCACGACGGAGCGGCUGGUCGCAUCUGCAAGAGCUGCUGUUGCGCGGCAACUGUUUGGGUGACGCCGGAGCGAAACACAUCGCGCUUGUGCUGCGGGAGGACGUGCCCCUCUCCGAGGACGAGACGCAGGAGCGACAGGAGGCGGCGGAUGCGAAACGUGACACCCUGGGAGCUGACUUUGGCGCCAGCCGUGCAAAUAUCAGCGUGGAAGAGGCCGUGGCAUGGCGAGUGCUUCGGCAAACGGCAGAGAACGAGUUUUCUAAGAUCGGCGCACUUCACGACGAAACUGCCAUGAGUGAAGUUGCCGAUGCGGAUGAAGAGGACGAGUACGCGAAGGAGGCUCCGCCCGUGGUGCUCACGAAUGUGGAAAACGGUCGCCGCAGUGGAGGAGGCGCCGAUGAUGCCGCACCCAACGACGACGAUGCCGACGAGUUGCUAGCAGAAGAGAAGAAAGCUUGGGAGGAGUGGGUGGCAGAGGGUCUUCCCCAAGUGAUGGUGGAGUCUGUAAAGAAAGGCAUGCGCUCCAUUUCACUUUUAGACCUGGGCAGCUGCCAAAUCGGGCGGAAGGGACUGGAGGCGCUGGCAGAUGUGUUGAGAACAAACACGGUGCUGGAAUCGCUGUGCUUGCGCCACAAUCCUAUAGGGGGUGGUGUCACGGCGAAGUCUGUCGCUGGACAUCGCGAUGCAGCCAGUGCAGUGUCCGCAAGUUUCGUCCGCUUUGUCGAAAUGCUCGGCGUGAACAAAUCACUCCGCACGCUUGACUUGGGGUAUUGCCAGCUUGGCCCAGAUCACGUUCGCGCCUUGGCCACCGCUCUUCGUGACAAUCCUGUUCUCGUCACCCUCGGAUUAGAAGGCAACCAGUUCGGGGUUGAUGAAGCUCACUCGCUGAAGCAGCAUGCCCAUUCUUACCUGUACGCUCUUUGGAUGGCGGCUGCGCAGCCUGGGAGUGCGCUGCGUCAUCUGCACAUGAGCCACAACUCCGUUGCUCUCUGCCUGUGGUCCGAGGAAACAGCGGCACUGGCGGCGGCGUGCGGCCAGCUCAGCUCCCUUUCCCUCUCCCACGUCGGGCUGCAAGCGUCGCACCUGCAGCUGUGGUCGGAGGCGCUCCGGCAAGGCUCCGGUGCGCAUCAUCCCACGGUGCGUGUGCUGCAGCUUGCGCGAAAUGAGCUCGCCGGCGAGGCAGGCGGCGCAGCGCUGGGCUCGCUGUUGCAGCACUUUACCCUUCUCGAAGAGCUCUCGCUAGAUGACACUCCUUUGUUGGGCUCCGCCGGCGUCGCAGCUGCGCUAGAGCACCUCCCCACUACGAUGCGGAGGCUGAGUUGUGGCGGGGUAGGCUUGACGGAGCCGUUCGUCGGGGCGGCGCCGUCACCGGUGAUUCCGCUUCCAGUGACGGAGCGGCUGACGUCGCUUAUGUUGUGUGACGUGGAGGCACCCACCGCGGAAACGCUGGCGGCGUGGACAACCCACUUAGCAGAGGCUGCGAAAAAUUUGCAAUACCUCUCGCUGUGGGCUCGCGGAAUGGCAGGAAAAGAGAACGAAGUGCUGUCAUACUUCGUUGAUCUGGCGCAGAUGUGCCCGUCUUUGCUUUACGUAGACAGCGGGUUUCAGCCGCAGUUUCGAGCGUCCGCGUCUGGUGGGAAGCACUUUGUUUCGCUAGAAAAACUCCUUCUGCCGAGGCGCACGUCUUUGUCCAAAUAA
Messenger RNA from Leptomonas pyrrhocoris, 3365 nucleotides. RefSeq lists its product as hypothetical. The transcript has a single exon. Gene Ontology annotation, molecular function: protein binding. Lineage: Eukaryota; Euglenozoa; Kinetoplastea; Trypanosomatida; Trypanosomatidae. The coding region runs from base 168 to 3365 and encodes 1065 amino acids. The record is from RefSeq and is a predicted model, not a curated record.